AUGGCCCCACUAAGGUAUCGACCACGACCGAGUGCAAGGGAAGAUGGCGGAAACACCCCGUUAUCCAAAACCCUCCAGACCCCGUCUUCGAAGUCCAUUGACCGCCUAUCGAAACCAUUCAAAUGCCCUGGAUCUGCUACACCCACCCGGACGUCCGAUAAACCUGCGAGGAAACGAAGAAAGGUGAACUAUGCGGGGGCUGACGAAACUGUGGACGAUAAUAGUGAAAAGCCCUAUACCAACGAGGAACGUUUAGCACUCGCCACCAGAGAUGUGAAUAGAUUCCCUGUGUUCAAACCUAAAGAUAAAGAGACAACCUUUAAACAACGAUUCAAGAUACCUCUAAUCAACAAGGCGGUUGACAGCUACAAUGGCGCUAGACCAGCGCCAACUUUGGGGAUGCGACAAGGUGCUACAUUUGUUGUGAAGCCUCUACAUGAUCCUAGCGGAGAAUUUGCGAUAGUGCUGUAUGAUCCAACUGUCGAUGAUGUCGAUGAAAACACUGAAAUGAAGUCGCCAGAAGAUGGAAAGCCGGAAGAACAACAGCCCAAGUUGGACGCUCCCCUUGUGCACAAAAGCUUAGCAGACAUACUUGGUCUCAAGAAAAAGGUUGAAACUGGUCCAAAAGUUCCAGUCGUGAUAGAUCCAAGGCUGGCAAAGGUUCUACGACCACAUCAAAUUGAAGGUGUAAAGUUUUUAUACCGCUGCACAACCGGCAUGGUCGAUAAGAAUGCACACGGAUGUAUAAUGGCGGAUGGAAUGGGACUAGGGAAAACGCUUCAAUGCAUCUCAUUGAUGUGGACAUUACUCAAGCAGUCUCCUGAGGCAGGCAAGACCCUUAUCCAGAAGUGUAUCAUUGCUUGUCCCUCAAGUUUGGUUGGCAACUGGGCCAAUGAGCUUGUAAAAUGGCUAGGUAAAGAUGCCAUCACGCCUUUUGCGGUGGAUGGUAAAGCUUCGAAGACAGAACUCACAUCCCAGAUCAAGCAAUGGGCUAUUGCUUCCGGUCGCGCCGUUGUAAGACCUGUGCUCAUUGUGUCCUACGAAACGCUCAGGAUGUAUGUUGAGGCAUUAAAGGAUAGUCCCAUAGGGCUACUUCUUUGCGAUGAAGGUCAUCGGCUCAAAAAUAAGGAUAGUUUAACAUGGACUGCACUCAACAGUCUAAAUGUGCAACGUCGUGUUAUCUUGUCAGGAACCCCUAUUCAAAAUGAUCUUUCGGAAUAUUUCGCCCUGCUCAACUUUGCCAACCCAGAUUUAUUAGGAUCGCAGAAUGAAUUUCGGAAAAAGUUUGAAUUACCUAUUCUCAGAGGAAGGGAUGCUGCAGGGUCGGAAGAAGACAAAAAGAAAGGCGAUGAAUGUCUAGCUGAGCUCUCAACCAUCGUCAACAAAUUCAUUAUCCGCCGAACAAAUGAUAUAUUGACGAAGUACUUGCCAGUCAAGUAUGAGCAUGUUGUCUUUUGCAAUUUAUCUCAGUUCCAACUCGACCUCUAUAACCACUUCAUUCAGAGUCCAGAGAUUAGGAGCUUGCUCAAGGGCAAAGGAAGCCAACCGCUUAAGGCAAUUGGCCUUUUGAAAAAGCUCUGCAACCAUCCUGAUCUGCUAAACCUCUCCACCGACCUUCCCGGGUGCGAAUUUGCAUUCCCAGAAGAUUAUGUGCCACCUGAGGCAAGAGGGCGUGACCGCGAUAUCAAGUCUUGGUAUUCCGGGAAAAUGAUGGUUUUGGAUCGAAUGCUAGCACGCAUACGCCAAGACACUAAUGAUAAAAUUGUUCUCAUCAGUAACUACACUCAGACACUUGACCUGUUCGAAAAGCUAUGCAGAUCGAGGGGGUAUGGCUCAUUGAGACUGGACGGUACCAUGAAUGUGAAUAAGCGGCAAAAGCUCGUCGACAAAUUUAACAACCCAGACGGGGAAGAGUUUGUAUUUCUCCUCAGCAGCAAGGCCGGUGGAUGUGGCCUCAAUUUAAUAGGUGCCAAUCGCCUCGUGCUGUUUGACCCAGAUUGGAACCCAGCUGCUGAUCAACAAGCAUUGGCGCGAGUUUGGCGUGAUGGUCAAAAGAAAGACUGUUUCGUGUACAGGUUCAUCGCGACUGGCUCAAUUGAGGAAAAGAUCUUUCAACGACAGUCUCAUAAGCAAUCGCUGUCCUCAUGCGUUGUGGAUUCAGCGGAGGAUGUUGAGCGGCAUUUUUCUUUGGAGUCUCUCCGCGAACUAUUCCAAUUCAAACCGGAAACUCGAAGUGACACACAUGACACCUUCAAAUGCAAGAGAUGUAGACCGGAUGGAACGCAAUUCAUCAAGGCGCAGGCUAUGCUGUAUGGCGAUACCAGCACCUGGAACCACUUUGUUAAUGAUGGAGAGAGGGGUGCCCUCAGCAAGAUCCAGGACCUGCUGAUGCGCCAAGAGACCGGGGAGAGAGACGUGUCUGCGGUAUUCCAGUACAUAAGUCACUGA
Messenger RNA from Aspergillus caelatus, 2448 nucleotides. RefSeq names its product DNA-dependent ATPase RAD54. Gene Ontology annotation, cellular component: nucleus. The transcript is spliced from 5 exons. Gene Ontology annotation, biological process: reciprocal meiotic recombination; double-strand break repair via synthesis-dependent strand annealing. Gene Ontology annotation, molecular function: ATP binding; ATP-dependent chromatin remodeler activity; DNA translocase activity. The coding region runs from base 1 to 2448 and encodes 815 amino acids. The record is from RefSeq and is a predicted model, not a curated record. Lineage: Eukaryota; Fungi; Ascomycota; Eurotiomycetes; Eurotiales; Aspergillaceae.